Corticium candelabrum is the source of this 783-nucleotide messenger RNA. RefSeq names its product universal stress protein Slr1101-like. NCBI's taxonomy places the organism in Eukaryota, Metazoa, Porifera, Homoscleromorpha, Homosclerophorida, Plakinidae. The transcript is spliced from 5 exons. The record is from RefSeq and is a predicted model, not a curated record. Bases 5 to 607 code for a protein of 200 amino acids.
CCGUAUGUGCAGUAAGCCAACCCUAUCUACUAGACCAGUUACAACAGGAUCUCAUGGUGACACAGCCUACAUGGACACGACGUCGAUGAAUACACCAGAUUCAGCUCAACAGAGUGCAGCGUCUGCUUUAGCUACUAGCGGCUUGAAGUCGAGAAAGGUGUUACUACCAGUUGACGAAAGAAACAGUAGUAGGAGGGCCAUGCAAUGGUAUUUGGACGAAAUUUAUCAAAAGAAUGACUACGUCAUCUUGAUACACAUCUUCAAGACUGCCAUUCUUCCUCUCUUUUCUUAUGGUGCUGUUGCUGAUGAAGCAUGGGGAAUAGGUCAAUGGCAACAACAGUUUGGCGACGCUCAAGAAAGAGCUCUUGAUGUAGUCAACAUAUACAAAGAAGUUUUAGAAUCGAAACAAAUACCAUUUCGCAUUAUUACAACACCCGGGUCUGCUGGUCACGUGAUCUGUACCAUUGCAAAUGAACAUCAAGUUAAUCUGAUCGUGAUGGGCAGUCGUGGGGUUGGGAUGAUAACCAGGACGGUGCUUGGGAGUGUCAGUGACUACGUGCUGCAUAACGCCAAUGUGCCAGUGACAAUCGUACCUCCUAGAGAAUAGUAACGUGUGACUGGCAGAUGUAAUUUGCCACACAUAUUUCCUGACACAAUUUGCAGGUAGGAAAUUAUUGAUGCAAUAUGUUUCUGUUUUAGCACGCAAAUUAGCUGCUAGCUGUUCAUGCAAUUACUGUGUAUGUGUAUCCAUGAAAUUGAGAGCUUGGAAUAUUCAGAAAUUUA